This is a messenger RNA of Durusdinium trenchii, 930 nucleotides long. The record is from the annotation of a GenBank genome assembly. Lineage: Eukaryota; Dinophyceae; Suessiales; Symbiodiniaceae.
AUGUCGUCGGCUUCGCUGGGUCAGUUGAAGUACACCUACACACAGGUGGUGGAGACUACACUGCAGCUUUGCGACGUGUCCGACCUACCGGCAGCCACACUGCUGGCGCUGGCGGAACGCUGGCGAAGCGUGCUGGCGAGGCGUCUCCUGGAGAUGCAGGAGAAGGAGGGCCUUGGACCCCCAGAGCAAGUGCAUUUGGAGGCGCCAGACGUCUCAGUGGUCUUCUCGAGCUAUCCCAAGGAUGAAGGUGACACCUCCGGCUUCACUUUGCUGGGUACCUGUGUCGACAUGGUGGUGCCUCCCCCCGCACUCACGGAGGCGCAGAGGACCUUUCCAACCGCCCCAGCGCUCAAGAGUGCAGAGGAUCUUCCAGCCUUGCCCUUUGAACCAGCUCCGGGGACUCCAGCGCCUGGACGCCCUUCGAAGCGAAAACGUCCAGGAACACCCAGUGCAACAAUCUCCCCGGGCACACCGCGACCGCCACCUCUGGCAGUGCUGAAUGCACAGGCGGGACAUCUCUCGCCGGUGCUGCAAAGUGUGCAAGAGGAGGAUGAGCAAUUUGCCGGUUGCUUUGAUGAUGCGGAGGUGAUCUUGCAGUCCCCGCCGCCACAAGAGGUGGUGCAGCGGGCAGAUGGUUCGGGCUCGGAGCUGGGCUCGGACCUGGAUGAUGUGGAGGAGCUCUUUGUUCCGGACGCGUUGAUCUUCACGAAGGUGGCCCGUGUCCGGAAGAACCCCAAGCGUUGGAGCGUGCGCUUGAAGGAGGGCGUCUUGCGGGUGAAUGAUUUGGAGAUGCUCUUCGCUUCAGGGCAGAUGCAGUUGGAUCUACCUGAGGCGCCCCAGGCGACGCUGGAGCCUUCAGGCGACCAAUGGAAUGAUCCUGCGUCCGUGGCGGAUGCUCCGGCAGACGCCCUGGCGAUCGUAGCGAGCUAG